Messenger RNA from Pseudoliparis swirei, 2879 nucleotides. It is a transcript of the gene tefa, whose product is annotated as TEF transcription factor, PAR bZIP family member a. Lineage: Eukaryota; Metazoa; Chordata; Actinopteri; Perciformes; Liparidae. Gene Ontology annotation, cellular component: nucleus. The record is from RefSeq and is a predicted model, not a curated record. Bases 167 to 1108 code for a protein of 313 amino acids. Gene Ontology annotation, biological process: regulation of transcription by RNA polymerase II. The transcript is spliced from 4 exons. Gene Ontology annotation, molecular function: RNA polymerase II cis-regulatory region sequence-specific DNA binding; DNA-binding transcription factor activity, RNA polymerase II-specific.
GUGUUCGUGGGAGCAGGUGCGGUUUGUUCCCAACAACAACACGACGUCAUUUUCGAGAGCUGCGGUCGACUGUCGGACUUCAAACACAUUUGGAGUCUCCUUGACAGGAGGACAUUUUAAAAAAUAUAUUUUAUUUAAUUUGGUAAGUCAGUUAUUUUCGCGUAAAAUGUCAGGAGAGACGGUCAUCACGCUGGAAACGGCCCCGAGUUCAUUCCCCGUGGUUUUGAAGAAGAUUAUGGAAAUGCCCCUGCCGAACCUUCUGGACGGCUACGACGACACCGACAAGGAGAAGCUGUGUCUGGGAGGUAGCGGUGACCUCAGCGGAGGAGGGAGCGAUGUGUGUCCGUCGGCCGCCCUGACCCCCGCCAUCUGGGAGAAAAUCAUUCCUUAUGACGGCAAGAACUUCCACCUGGAGUACAUGGACCUGGAGGAGUUCCUCACGGAGAACGGCAUCCCCACCACCACCACCUCCACCUCGCCCGACGCCGACUCUCCAAAGAGCGACCGGGAAGGAGGCGCCGUGAAGACGGAGAAACCAAAGGUGCCGGUUUCCAAGCCAGCCGGCGUGGCCCCGCUGGGCCUGCUACCCAUUCGGGAAUUGGAAAAGUGUGAGGAGGAAGUGGUGAUCGUCACCGGGAGCGACGCAGACAUUACCUGCGACGUUACCGCAGAGGUGACCACGGAAGGUGACGGGGCGACCCCGGAGCCCGUCGACCCCGACGAGAUCGAGGUCGACGUCAACUACGAGCCGGACCCCACCGACCUGGUCCUGUCCAGCGUGCCCGGAGGAGAGCUGUUCAACCCUCGCAAGCACAAGUUCUCCGAAGACGAGCUGAAGCCACAGCCGAUGAUCAAGAAGGCCAAGAAGGUGCUGGUGCCCGAGGAGCAGAAGGAUGACCGCUACUGGAACCGGAGGAAUAAGAACAACGUGGCCGCCAAGCGGUCCCGCGACGCCCGCCGCUUAAAGGAGAACCAGAUCACUGUGCGAGCGGCUUUUCUGGAGCGCGAGAACGCGGCGCUGCGGACCGAGGUCGGCGAGCUGCGGAAGGAGUGCGGCCGCUACCAUAGCACGGCGGGUCGCUACGAAGCCAGAUUCGGACCGAUGUAAGGGGGCGUGGCAAGAGGACUAACUAUGGAUGCACAUCGUAGAAGACGGGUAUUGGACCCUUUUUGUUGUUUUGUUUUUCACCUGUUUGGUUCCAAAACCUUAUUUUGGGAGCAGAUCCUCCUGCAGCGCUGACAUGACGGUGUGUGUGUGACUGUUGUGUGUUCGGGUGGAGGUGGAAAGGAAGAGGGCGGGGGAUGGGGAGCGAUACCCCGACUCACAAAGAAGACCCUCCUGCUGAGCUGGGUUUGAGUAGGCAUUCAUUUUUUUAGAAAGGAGUCCCAACCCAGACUAGUGUUACACAUCAGACGUCAUCUAUCUACCGAGCCAUGUGACCGUGUGAAUAAUGCUGCCGCUGUUUAAUCCCGCCCCCCAUCCCCUCCCCCUUUGUCAUCCUUGUUCAUUUACAAGUGCGCUGCUGGAAGAAGACUAGUAGGAAAGCAGUUUUUUAAUUCAUUUUUGAGGAAUUAAUACAUCAAUUGAUGCAUGCAAACACUAGAAUCGAUCAGAGGAAGAAGAGGAUGAAGAGGAGGGAUUUGACUGCCGUUGCCGUGGAGAUGCAAUAGCAUGUAAAAAGACCUAAUAUGUAUUUUUUCAUUUCUCGAGAUUUUUCUUUUUUGUUGGGGGGGAUUUUAUUUACAACCCAUGUGAAUGAGAGAUAUUCAAGUGCUUCUUCAGUGACGUGUGUCAUGUUCUGUGUGCCUUUUGGCCAAAAGAGAUCAUUUGUGAUUGUUUAUUUUGGUAAAAACCGUGGCUUUUAAAUUGUGCGAAUAACAGAUGAAACUUUGGUAGCAAUAGUUUAGACUAGAAUAUUAAUUUAAGGUAUUCUAGAAACCAGGAUGUGCAGGUCGUUUCCACAUGUGAAUGAAGAGCUGAGCUUUUCUUUGCCCACAGAACACUUUUUAACUGCAGCAUUUCCAAUCAUGUCAUGUGACUUCAGCGGCGUCGCAGCCAUGUUCACUCGUCUCUCCGCUCAUCACCAGAAGCUCAGAGACACAGACUCUGCGCUCGCUGUCGCUCUCGUGCCGUUUUUGUCACAGAGUCUGAUCGUUGUAGCCUCAGAUUAUCACACUAGGUUUAAAAACGUUUUAUUUGCGCUGAAUGGGCUUUUAGAUCGUAUCGACAGUUUUAAAGCUUGUGUUGUUGGACAUUUAUCGACUUUUAGCACCCAACUUUUCUUAUGUAGGUGUGAACUGCCUUUUCUUGUGUCGAAGGUGUGAACGCUGGCGCUGUCUGUUGCCAGCAGAGAUAUAUAUAAUAUAUAUUUUUAUAUUUAAAAUGAACCCUGAGGCCUCAGUAACACUGUAUUGUGGUUUUACAGGGGGGCAUAUUAUGUAAGUUAUAACACCCUCAUAUUCUGACAGUCAUUUUGUUCUUUGGUUGCUGUACUUUGAACCAUACAUUAAAUAUUAUGGUAUUUUUCUUACACUACAACCAGCAGUAAAGGAGUCUUUAUCUUUAUUGUACUUCAUGCUUUAUUUCUGUUAAAGUUAACAGACGAAAGGCAAUCUUGAGUAAAACUUAGUCACGUUCAUUUUUAGAAUUUUACUUCCUGCAUCAAUGUUUAAAAGUCACAUUCUGCAUAAGAGCAUUUGUACUUUAAUAAAUGUAAUGCUUUCUGCAUCUGCCUUCGAUCGGGAACGUGACGAUUAAUAACAUUCAGGAAGGUGUCGCCUUCCUUCUGUCUUUGUAUUUGUUGUGAGGGCAUUUCAUGGCAUAAGUACGGCUACCUGUUGUCUUGUAAUACAGUAUAAAUAAAGCUUUGUUGAGAGUC